This is a messenger RNA of Cygnus atratus (black swan), 1922 nucleotides long. It is a transcript of the gene CENATAC, whose product is annotated as centrosomal AT-AC splicing factor. Bases 12 to 1040 code for a protein of 342 amino acids. Lineage: Eukaryota; Metazoa; Chordata; Aves; Anseriformes; Anatidae. The transcript has 11 exons. The record is from RefSeq and is a predicted model, not a curated record.
CCGGCGCGGCCAUGGCGGUGCACUACUGCGCGCUGUGCCGCCGCACCUCCUUCGCCGGCCGCCGCCACCUGUACGGCGCCGCGCACCGGCGGCGGCUGCGGGAGGCGCUGGGCCGGCUGCAGGAGGAGGUGGCGGCGGCGCGGGCGGCGCUGGGCGGCGCGGCCGUGCGGCGGUACGAGCCGGCGGAGCACGAGCGGCGCGUCUGGUGCCUGUGCUGCGGCCGCGCCGUGCGGCGGGACUGGCGGCGCGGAGGGCUGGCGCUGCCGCAGGCCGGGCUCCUGCACCACCUGGCCGGCCCCGAGCACCGCCGGGAGACGGCGCGGUUCUGGCGGGAGAACCGCGCGGAGGCGGCGCUGCGGGAGCGGUUCCUGGUGUCGCCGGAGGACUACGGGCGCUUCGCGGCGGCGCUGGCGCAGGCCCUGGGCGCCUACGAGGAGCGGGAGGAGGAGCGCAUCCGCCAGAUGGCGGCCGGCAUCCGGGAGGCGGAGCGCAGGCAGCGGGAGACCGUGCAGGCCGCCCUCGAGCCUCACACAGAGCCAGAACUUUGUGCGGGACCUUCUGUCUGCAGCUCCACCGCAGCACCCACAAGCAAGCAACAUACGCACAGAAAGAUUAUUCUCUCAUCCACAAAGAGGGAUUCCUCUCAUAAUGCUGAGCAGCCUGGCCCAAGCGGUAUGCAGACAGGACCCGAUUUAAAUUGGAUGGAAUCAGGCCAGGCUUUGACCUUCAUUGGCCACCAGGAAACAGAAGGGAAAGGAAAUGUUCACACAGGUGCAAAACCUCCCUGGCUGACAGAGGAAGACGAAGGGGAUGGAAGUGAACAACAAAUUGGACCUUCAUAUGAAGAAUUUCUAAGGCAAAAGGAUAAGCAGAAAUUGAAAAAGCUCCCAGCAGACCGCGUUGGUGCCAAUUUUGACCAUACCUCUCAGACAGGCGACAGCUGGCUUCCUUCCUUUGGACGGGUUUGGAAUCACGGCAGGAGGUGGCAGUCCAGGCAUCAGUUUAGAGCUGAAUCAGGGGAAAAGAAGAAGAAAAGGUGAUGAGAAGAGGACCACAGAAGAAACCAAGCUCUGACCUUUGUAGAAAAGUAGACUCUAGUUAGCUGUAGCUUUGCCAGCGCCAUGUUUGACAUACAUCUAGAUGCCUUCAGUCCCCUGGAAGGUGGCCUGACCACAGAAUAACACUACGAGCUGAGCACUGUUGCUGAAAGCUACUUUGCAAGGGGCUGUUGCAGCAGAUUCACUCCCCCCUGUAAAGGACAUACUGUGUAUGAUUGAUUUCUGAAGUCAUAGACUACACAAAGACAGCUAUGCCAUGUCUUCAUAAUCAGAAAGCUCAGCUUACACAGUGUACACUGCACGUAGCGUGACAUCUCUCUAUUUCUCAAAAGCUUAGUUUAAAUAAAGUUUUUUAAAAAAAGUCCUGUUAGUAGACCAACUGAAAUUCAUUUGGGAUACAGGGCUACUGCUUAUAGCAACUGCUGUCCUAUGCCUGUUUUCAUUUAACUUUUUGUGACUUUAACACUUUAUAGCUUUCAGAGAAAGGAAAAAUCCAGUUCUGCCUCAUGUCAAGGGCAACUGUAAUUAGUCCUCAGUAGAAGAAAGGCUGCCUCAAAAACUUUCGCUAUGGGUAGUUAUUCCUUCUAAUUUAAAGAAAAUACUUUUACUUUAUUUAGGGUUCCUUACCUACGCUUCCCCUGGCCUGAUAAGGCUGUUCCCUUGUAGAGAAACACGUGGUCAUGGCUUGUUAGAGGGAGUUUAAGUAAAUAAUUAAAAUGCCGUACUACCCCCUUUCUUAUCUACAGUGCAAGAAAUGGUCUUCAAUUUUCCUCUCACUAAAACUGUAUAUUACUUGCAUCACCUACAGCAGCUAUUGAUGUUAAAAGUUCUUUCCCUUUUCCCACCAUAAAAGAAUUUCUAUGG